Messenger RNA from Myxocyprinus asiaticus (Chinese sucker), 3315 nucleotides. RefSeq names its product paxillin a (gene pxna). The record is from RefSeq and is a predicted model, not a curated record. The coding region runs from base 42 to 2147 and encodes 701 amino acids. Gene Ontology annotation, biological process: transforming growth factor beta receptor signaling pathway; substrate adhesion-dependent cell spreading; endothelial cell migration. Lineage: Eukaryota; Metazoa; Chordata; Actinopteri; Cypriniformes; Catostomidae. The transcript has 10 exons.
UUGUGCUUGAUCUUUCGGGUGCGGUUCUUUUCCGUUCCCUCAUGGACGGAGAAACUACACCAGCAGUAACAAAAUUUGAGGAGUUUGAGAGGGUUUUGCUGGAGUUUGACAUGCUUGAUUUCGAUCCAGAAACAAGACUAGCCAAAGGGUCGAUGCCUGAGACAGAUUUGAUUUCAUCUUCUCCAGAGUGGACCUUGGAGAAUUCUUCAUCAGAUUCAACAUUGGACGCAGAUUGGGUAUCCGUUUUAGCUUCAGAGGCAGAUGGCAUAGAAGAUGCGUUGUUGGAACCGGAGGCUUUUCAAGCCAAACCGAAUGCAGUUUCAGCUUUACUGACCGAUUCCGUAGUUCCAAUCGUAGAAGUAGUGGAGUCCUCAUCAGCUUCGACUCUUGGCAUGGAUCCAGUACCAGAUUCAGCUUUGGUGAUGGAGUCUGUUUCAAAUACAGCUUGGGGAACUGAAGAAGUGCAUGCUUUAGGCGCAUCCUUGUCAGGUUCAGUUGCUGAAUCGACUGGCUCGACCGAUUCGGAUGGAAUUUACAUGAUUCCAGAUGCAGAUUGGAUAACAAGCAGAGAUGCUCUACUCGCAGAUUUGGAGUCCACGUCCUCCAAUAUUUCCAAACAAGCUGUGUUUUUCCCAGAAGAGACGCCAUAUUCCUACCCCACAGGAAGUGACUGUUACCAGGAAGUGUCCUCCCCACCUCGACUGACUUCCCCUCCUGCGCAAACACUGAAUGGAACUUUGUUAGAAAAACCAGAGUCGGCCCAGUCUCUCAGCUCAGUUCAGAAAAGCUUCAGUCCUCGUGUGUCGGAGUCCGACGAAGAGCACGUUUAUAGUUUCCCCAACAAACAGAAGACGAUUGACUCUCCUGCUGCAGUCAUGAGCUCAUCGCUGGGUAGUAAUCUCUCUGAGCUGGACCGACUGUUGCUGGAGCUCAAUGCUGUACAGCACAGCACUCCAUCAUUCCCUACUGAAGAAGCGCACCCCCCCAAACUAGCCAGCAACACCCAGCGAUAUGUUCCAGAAAACGGUGUCUCAUCAGUUGUAAAAGCUCCCCCUCCCAAGAUGGAGAAACCCAAAAGGCAUGCUGCGGGUCGCGGUGUAGAAGAUGUCAGACCCAGCAUGGAGAGUUUGUUAAAUGAGCUGGAGAGCUCCGUUCCGGCCCCUGCGCCUGCUCCAUCAGUGCCCAAGGUUUCUGAGUUGAAAGAAGUUCAUGAAGAGACUCCAGCCCAGCAGCAGGCCAGAAUCUCUGCCUCCUCAGCUACAAGAGAGCUUGAUGAACUCAUGGCUUCACUGUCUGACUUCAAAGUUCAGAGCAAUAUUAUGGCUCAGGGUAAGAGUUCCCCCACCAGCGUUCCAAAGCAGGGGAAUAAACUGGACAACAUGCUUGGCAACCUGCAGUCAGACCUCAACCGACUGGGUGUCCAAACUGUGGCCAAAGGAGUUUGUGGAGCCUGCAAGAAACCCAUCGCUGGCCAGGUGGUGACAGCAAUGGGUCGGACGUGGCAUCCGGAACAUUUUGUGUGUACUCACUGUCAGGAGGAAAUAGGUUCCAAAAACUUCUUUGAGCGAGACGGACAGCCAUACUGUGAAAAGGAUUACCACAGCCUCUUCUCUCCACGCUGUUACUACUGCAAUGGACCCAUUCUGGACAGAGUGGUGACCGCAUUAGACAAGACUUGGCAUCCGGAACAUUUCUUUUGUGCCCAGUGCGGGUCAUUCUUUGGCCCUGAGGGUUUCCAUGAGAAGGAGGGAAAGGCGUACUGUAAAAAAGACUACUUUGACAUGUUUGCCCCUAAAUGUGGCGGCUGUGCCCGUGCCAUCUUGGAGAACUACAUCUCUGCCCUCAACUCUCUCUGGCAUCCAGAGUGUUUUGUCUGCAGGGAGUGUUUUACUCCAUUUGUGAAUGGCAGUUUCUUCGAGCACGAAGGGCAGCCAUACUGCGAGGCUCAUUACCACGAACGCCGUGGCUCACUCUGCUCCGGCUGUCAGAAACCCAUUACCGGCAGAUGCAUCACCGCCAUGGGCAAGAAGUUUCACCCUGAGCAUUUUGUCUGCGCUUUCUGCCUUAAACAGCUGAACAAGGGCACGUUCAAAGAGCAGAACGACAAACCAUACUGCCAAAGCUGCUUCGUCAAGCUCUUCAGCUAGAAUCUGUGCCACUUUAGUGUUGAGGUGUGUGUAUGUGCAUGCACGCCAAAAUGAGUCCAAAAUGUUUUGCCUCUGGUGGCCAUAGUGUGCAUUAACACCAGCUUGUUCCUGUGCCAAGCCGUAAAGCACUGUCAAACAAGUUUAGAUCUUCAGGGAGGCCAAAAUGAUUUUUAACAGCCUUUUUAAAACGCUUCACCUUGAUGUUGUCAGACUACAUCUGAGUGUUUGUGGCGCUAUUUUAGAUUUUAUCGAUUGCAUUGGACAAAUCAAGAUCUAUUUUUGUAUUUGUUAUACACACUGAGCUUAACUUGAAUACACAUAUGCAUGCACCUCUUUGCACAUUUCAGGAGAAAACUGUUCUUUUCUUUCUUGCUGCUUUCUAGGACAAAAAAACGUGAUAUGCUGUUUUAUUUUGCAUCAUUCAUUGGCUAUAUCAAGUUUUCUAAAAGGUGCAAUAACCGCUUGGUAUCAUUAACAUCUCAAGGUCAUAUUAUGUAUCAUUUUCUAAUUUUUGGUACUCUGACAGUUUGGAUAGCCUUGGUUUUAUUAUGCAUGUAUUACUUUGUCUGAUCACUUUAUAAAGUGUGCUUUUAGUUUCUCUUUUGUUGAUGGUUGUUUAAAUUUUUCUAUUUCAUGGGGGUUUGUAUUUUUCUGGAUGUUUGGAGUGUUAUAGUUGAUCUUCCAUCUUCAAGGCCCUUAUGAGGGUUCAACUGUGGAACCUGCUCAUUUCUGCUGUUAUUCAUAAGCAUACAACACACAAAUACAUAUUUUAUUAUUAUAAAAAGCCUUCGUAAAGAUACCAGUUUGAGUAUGCAGUGUUCUAUAAUGUGCCUAUUGCCAUUGAGCAUAUUUUGUUAUUUACGAACUGAUUUUUGUCAUAACUUCUCAUCUCAUCAGAAGUAACUUGUAAUAAUUUUAUGAUAUGCGUUUUCCCCCUUUUCCAUUUGUCUGUCUGAUCCUACUGUAUGCGAGUAAAUAUAUUAAAAUAUUUUUAAUUGAUGCCAAAAGAUUUACUCAGAGGUUGUGGCUUUUGUUUUUCCUUUUUAAUAAUUUAAGGAUUUUCUCUGUCAUUUUAUUCUCAAUUGAUUGAUGACAUGCAUAUUGUAUUUAAAACAUGAGGUCUAAAUGUACUGUACAUGUCAUUUAAUAAAUACCAGGAUGUAAAUGA